AUAAAGCAGAGUUCAGACUGAAUUUAAAAACCUUACAUGCUACCGAAGCUACUUGUCCCGAGCUCACUUUAAGGCAGUAUGUUUAAGUCUGGAUUAGUGUUAUUCCUGCUGCUGGGUUCUGCAGUAAGCCAUUUCAUGGACUCUUCUCUGGACACAUUAUGGGAAAAUUGGAAAACUACUAACAGGAAGAAAUACAAUGGCCUGGCUGAAGAGGCUAUUCGCAGGGCUAUCUGGGAGAAGAAUAUGAGGUUGAUUGAGAGCCAUAAUCAAGAGUAUGAACUGGGCCUACACACCUAUGAACUAGGCAUGAACCACCUUGGAGACAUGACAUCAGAGGAAAUAGCCAAGAAUUUGCUGGGUCUCCAGGUUUCUGUGGACAGUGAUUCUGUGAAUACCUACUUACCUGAACCACUGGAUAAACUACCCAACUCAAUUGAUUACCGCAAGCUUGGUUAUGUUACCCCAGUCAGGAAGCAGGGCUCAUGUGGCUCCUGCUGGGCCUUCAGUGCAGUUGGUGCUUUAGAGGGUCAGCUAAAGAAGACCACAGGCAAACUGGUAAACCUCAGCCCUCAGAACCUGGUAGACUGUGUGAUUGAGAGUCAUGGCUGUAAUGGUGGAUAUAAGGACAAAGCCUUUAACUAUGUUAGAGACAAUGGAGGUAUUGAUUCUGAGGAGGCUUAUCCCUAUGUGGGACAGGAGCAACGGUGUGCAUAUAAUAAAUCUGGGAAAGCAGCAGAGUGCCAAGGAUUUGAGAAAGUAAAAAAAGGUAGUGAGGAUGCACUGGCAUCUGCUCUUGUUAAAGUCGGCCCAAUUUCUGUUGGCAUUGAUGCCAAACAGUCGACAUUCCACUUUUACAAGAGUGGUGUGUAUUAUGACCCCAGCUGUCACAACGAAACGACCAACCAUGCUGUGCUGGCAGUGGGCUAUGAUGCCACACUUGAUGGUGAAAAGUACUGGAUUAUCAAAAACAGCUGGGGUGAAAAAUGGGGAACGAAAGGUUACGUCUGGAUGGCCCGUAACCGCAAUAAUGCAUGUGGAAUUGCAAACCGUGCCGUUUACCCUCUCAUGUAAAACUGUUUAGGCAUAUAUCCCUAAAGCAAAAGGGGCUGCCGCCAUACAACUCAUAACCCAUUUCUGCUUUUCAUUGCAUAGUUAAAAAAAAACUUUGAGUUUAUGUGUUAAUGUGUAUGAUAUGGUGUGUGUGUGUGUGUGCGUAUGUACAUACAUACAGUACGUACAUACAUGCAUGCAUACAUGUAAUGUCACAAAGUUUAUUUCUGUCCAGAGUUGCAUGAAUUUCUCUUUACAAUCUUGUACUGAUGAUGAGAAAGUCAGACUCCUGCAUAAAGUAAAAAAAUUUUUUGCACCUUAAUUUCAAUUGUAAUCAAUCGAUUCAAUCAUUAAACUUGAAAAGCACUUAA
Molecule: messenger RNA, 1421 nt
Organism: Clarias gariepinus (North African catfish)
Lineage: Eukaryota; Metazoa; Chordata; Actinopteri; Siluriformes; Clariidae
Product: cathepsin K-like
Exons: 8
Coding region: 79-1071 (330 amino acids)
Biological process (GO): immune response
Cellular component (GO): lysosome
Molecular function (GO): cysteine-type endopeptidase activity
Source: RefSeq, a predicted model, not a curated record